AGAGCACCAAACUCAGGCAAAACAUAACAAAUAUUAAAUAAAAUUCAUGAAACCAGGAGCCAUAAUCCAAACUUGCCAUUCACAUAUAUGAAAACCCACAAUAUAACAGAGAAGACGAUAUGAGUAAUAUAGAGGAAGAGUCAUCUGAGGCUGAGACGCCCAAAACAUCAAUCAAGCGUUCAAGGAUCCUUUCCAUCUCUCAGCAAGAUAUCCUCCAACAAUGGAGAAAUCACCUGCAAAUUAGAAUUGGUUUGAGAGUCGUUUUCUGCAUCCUUGGUUGUGCCUCGGUUGGGCUCGCCUUAGCUUUCCUCUUCUCCCCCAAAUCCUUUCUGUUUUCUGCCUUACAUUUCCCUUCUUUGAGUAUCACUUUUUCUGACUUCAAUUUCAAAGCCCUUAAAAUGUCUACUGUGUUUUCUCCUGCCCAAUCUCUAGCGUCUAAAUCCUUAACCAAUCUUCUUAUCCAAAAUCAUCCAUUUGGCAGUUCUUGGUUCUAUUUCUUGCAAAUUUACGCAAAGCGAGUUGCCUUGGCUCUUGAAAUCAAUAGAUACCUCACCUUUGGAGAUCUAAGUGAUUAAGUAUUAAAGCUUGGGUUUGGGCGAUCUGCAUAUUCAUCAAAUUACAGCCCGGAUUGCUGGAUUUUGAAGGCGACUUAUCUAUUAAAAGACCUUAAUCAAUCUUGCCAUUCUUGCUUUGUGGUUCGUAAGAUCAAUUUGCAGAUUUGGGAAUUAUGGUUUAGCAGAGAUGAUCGUCAAUAUCCAUUAUCCUUUUGUGAUUUUCAAGUUUGGUGCCUAAAGUGUGAUGAUUGUGGAUCUAAUUUUCGAACUGAAUAUACGGUUUAAGUGUUUUGAUGCUCUUGGUUGGUUUUGCCAAGUUUAUCUUGGUUUGGAGAAUUCUGUUUUCUUUGUUUAUGUCUUAGUUAGUAUGGUAAAAUGUAGAAAUAAUCUAAAAAUAGUGCCAUGUUAUGUCAUUGGUUUUAUCUCUAUUCUUGCUUUGUUAAAGGGAAGGGAUGAUGUGAGGAGAGGUACUGAUGCAAUCAAGGGUUGGUAGUAUGGAGUAAGACAUUGGAAAGGAAGUUGGCUGUGGGAGAAGUUCUUUCACGAGAAGUAGCCGGCUUUCCUUUCUUAUGGAUCUGCUUUUCCAAGCACUACCAGGGGUAUUGUUAUUCAAGGACUUCCAUUAAACCUCUCUUUGUCUUCUUGUCGGUGUUCCAUGGUAUGAGAUUGCCAUCUUAGGCAGGUUACAGGGUAGGUUAUCCUUGCUAUGCAGUUGUGAGUCCUUGGGUCCAUCUCUUGCCUUUGUUCUCCAUUGUUUGAAGAAUGGAACAAUGCCCAAGCUAUUGAAGAGCUUCCUUGUUGGGGAUGUGCUGCAAGUAAGGUGUUUGGGAAUUGGGACUCUCCUUCCUCAAAUUAUGCAUUUGCUGGAGUGUUUUAUUUUUUGGUAGCUUUGUUACUAGUUUGUUUUUCCUUCUGUUGUUCCUGUCUCCUUGUAAGACUUUGGUUAUGUUUAAUGUUAGUACAAAGUUUGUUUUCGGCCAAAAAUAAAAAAUAAGAUAAGGA
This is a messenger RNA of Rubroshorea leprosula, 1556 nucleotides long. NCBI's taxonomy places the organism in Eukaryota, Viridiplantae, Streptophyta, Magnoliopsida, Malvales, Dipterocarpaceae. The record is from the annotation of a GenBank genome assembly.